AUGGAUGAGGAAAAGAUUACUACCCAGCAAGAAGAAGAUCUUCAAUCCAUUAUAUACAGUAGUACUCAGUAUUUUGCCUCACUACCAUUGGCUUCACCUGUGAUUGGUACUGUCUCAUCAGAAGCAGGUAGCUUUGGCAACGGAGUGGCAUUCAAAUCCAGCAAUUUUGGUGAUCAAAAUCUACUACUUGUCCAUAACACCACCACUGCUGGUCACUCUUCGCUUGACUCUUGCCGGCAGGCCAACUAUCAAAACCUGUCUUCAAAUAUUGCUAGUGUCGGUGAUAGGCCUUCGCUAGAUUCCCAUCCACACGCUCACAGAAAAAACCAGACUAGCAGCUUCAAAAGCCUACUUCUGGAAAAUACCAACACUUCUCAUCCCCAUAUUCUCAGCCAAAACCAGCAGAUGGGCCAUCAAUGCCUAAGUCCCAAUAACACUGGCAACUUCAGCCAAAACCAGCAGGCCUUGUAUCAAAAUCUGCUUCUGAAUAAUACUAAUAAUGGUGGCAUCUCUUCGCUGGAUUCUAAUCAACAUACUUUCAGCCAUAACCAGCAGCCCAGCCCUCAAAACCCCCUUCCAAAUAAUACCAGCAUCAGUGUUAGAUCUUUGUUAGAUUACCAUGGAAAUACUCCCAGGCAAAACCAACCUGUGGGGCAUCAAAACCUUCCUCCCAAUAAUACUAGUAUUAACUCUUUGUUGGAUUCCCAUUUGCAGACUUCUAGCCAAAACCUUCUUCCCAAUGAUGCUAACGCCGGUGGUAGCUCUUUGCUAGAUUCCAUUCCUCAUAGUCUCAGCCAAAACCAGCUGGUUGACAAUGAAAGCCUACUUCCAAAUGGUAACAGCAUUGAAAAUGGCUUUUCAGAUUGGGACUCAGCAGAUGGAACUUCAUUUCUGAGUGCAUUUGAGGAAAAUGAAGAUCUCUUUUCUACAUUCAAUGAUAUUAACCAUAUCAAUUCACCAGAAAGUGAUUUUUCCAUGGCACCAAGUCUAGAUCCCGUGCAAUUUUCAGUUGAACCAACAACUGUGCAGCCACCAGUGCCACUUGCACCAACAGCAUCUAUUCCACUACCAAAACCAAUUGAUAUAGUUUCAUCAGUAAGAUUGCACGAAAAUCUGUCCACAGUUGAUCUUGAAGAGCAUUCACAUCUCGAUCCAAAGCGGGCAAGGAGAAUUAUCAUAAACCGGAAAGCAGCUAUGAAGGCGAAGGAUAAGAGGAAGCAGUACUUAUCAGAGCUUGAAUACAAAAUACAGAGCCUGCAAUCCAAGUCAAACACAUUUUCUGCUCAGUUAACACUGUUGCAGACAAACAAAGAUUCGCUAUCUGCUGAGCAAAACAAAUUGAAACACCGUUUGAGCACCAUUAUGGAUGAGGUUCAGUUGCAAGAAAUGCUGAAUGAGGCAGUGAGUGAGGAGAUCCACAACCUGAAAUUAUUGACUGGAGUACUAUCUUUAUCUCCAGAUGGUAUUGAGUUGCUCAACAAUUGGCUUUCUUCUCAAACCAACAAUCAUCCAAUAGAUGCAUUCACUAAUCCACAGCAUCUUCCACAGCUCCAAGUUCAGUCCUCAAGUCAGCAGCAACGAACCCUAUCAAACUCCCAACCGAUGGAUAAACUUAGAUCUAUACAAGAACUUCCACAACUGCAAGUGCAAGCCCCAAAUCACCACCAGCCACAACAACUUCCACAGCUCCAACUUCCAACCUCAAGUCAGCAGCAACAAUCCCACCGUGAAGCCCCAAAACAAAGAGAAAAACUCAGUUCUGGACAACAGCAUCUGCAGAUCCAACUUCAAGUUCCCAAUCAGCAGCAACAACUCCACCACCAGGUCCCGCAACAAUUAGGAGCGCUUAGCACUAUGGAACAGCUUCCACAACUCCUAGUUCAGACCCUAAAUCCGCAACAAUGCCACUAUUUGGCCACAAGUGAGCAGCAAGGAUCCCCAUCUCUGCUUCAACAGCAUCCGGUUCCACAACAGCAUCCCAGGAAAAGGCCAACCAUACACAAUACAAGUGUGGGAAGCCCCAACAGCAGCAACAUGCAUCCUCAGCAAUCUCAGUCACAUCAGACAGAAGAACAUCUUCACCGGCAUAUUGGACAUAGUGCUUUCUACAAGGAUAUUGAGAGACCGGAGCUGGAUAUUGAUUCAAGGAGUCAGCAGCUCUUCAUGCCUUGA
This is a messenger RNA of Vitis vinifera (wine grape), 2172 nucleotides long. RefSeq lists its product as uncharacterized. The transcript is spliced from 5 exons. Lineage: Eukaryota; Viridiplantae; Streptophyta; Magnoliopsida; Vitales; Vitaceae. The record is from RefSeq and is a predicted model, not a curated record. Gene Ontology annotation, molecular function: DNA-binding transcription factor activity. Gene Ontology annotation, cellular component: nucleus. Bases 1 to 2172 code for a protein of 723 amino acids. Gene Ontology annotation, biological process: regulation of DNA-templated transcription.